This is a messenger RNA of Octopus bimaculoides (California two-spot octopus), 2538 nucleotides long. RefSeq lists its product as uncharacterized. Gene Ontology annotation, cellular component: nucleus. NCBI's taxonomy places the organism in Eukaryota, Metazoa, Mollusca, Cephalopoda, Octopoda, Octopodidae. Gene Ontology annotation, biological process: regulation of transcription by RNA polymerase II. The record is from RefSeq and is a predicted model, not a curated record. Gene Ontology annotation, molecular function: RNA polymerase II cis-regulatory region sequence-specific DNA binding; DNA-binding transcription activator activity, RNA polymerase II-specific.
UUAAUCAUAAAGAAGCAAGACAUAUCGCUGAGAAAAAAAAAUUAUUACAAAACCCAUUUCAGAAUUUUAUAUUUCGUUUUUACUUAAGUUAAUUAUAAAAUAAAGGAAAUUAGAUGGCGAUCGAGAAUAAAAGAAUUAGAGUAAAGAACAAACAUGGAGACGAAAAGGGGAAAACGGUAAGGGGAGAAAGAAUAAAAUACAGUGGAAGACAAAUAGAGUAAAUGAAGCGGGUGAACAGACAGAUGGGUGAGGUAAGAAAAUGAAGAGAUGUGAAGAAAGAUAAGCGCGAGUAAGGAACAAAAGCGGGAAAGAUGAUGUCAAAAUGAGAGAGAGGGAGAGAUUGAAGCUGAAACAAAAGGAAAAGGAUGGGAAACGUAAGUAGAAAGGGGGACUUUUUCACCGCUUACACCGGGUCGCAUCAAAUUUUAUCACCCGCAGACAAUGGUACGGAGGAACUGGCGCUGUAGUAAUUCGUUCUGCGACUACUUGGUGACGCGAUCCUAGCUGACGCUUGGUUAUCCCUCCCCCAACGUUGUGUUUGUCCUGGUCGGGACUGUUUAUGGUGUGUCAGCGGGCCAGCAACCGACCGCAGCCAAACUGGCUCUCUUAGCAACGGCCCCGCCUCUCUGUAGCCGAAAUACUAGUUGCUGGACAUUCUCAACCAGGUGAUGUUUUUGCUGUGAUUUCAAAAUGGGAUCUUGCAUUCUCUCAUCUGUUACUGCAUCAUUGAACACUUCAACAUCAGAAUUCAACCCAACAGAAACUAAAAGAUUAUUUCGGUAGUAAGAAUAUGGACUCGCUAGCAGCCGACACCCAGCAAAUGCCUUGCCCAACUGCAGACUUAUCAGUAACAGCUUCCCAGAAGCCGUACUCUGGGGUUACUUCCCCUCUAGUAUCACCCGAUGUUCCAACUUGUUAUUCACAGUUACCCCCCUUGCCUGUAUUGCCAUCUGAUGGCACUCCACCGGAUAACUGCCAAAAAUUAAACUCGGGGAACAAUUCAACCCGAGUACAAGUGAAAACAGAUCCGGGGGAGAUGACUAACCCAGAAAGUACAUCGACCAAAAAAAAGUCAUCGACAAAAAGCACUGAAAAACCUUUCAGUUGCACCAUGUGUGGGCAGCACUUUGCACGUAAAGACACUCUGCAGUGUCAUAAGCGGACACAUACUGGCGAGAGACCAUACUCUUGCGAUUCGUGUCCGUUACAUUUUGCCCGACGCGAUACGCUGCAGUGCCACCGUCGAACUCAUAGCGGUGAGCGUAGGUUCAUUUGUGAAGUGUGCCUGCAGAAGUUUGCUCGCAGGGACACACUCCACUGCCACCAGCGGACUCACAGCGGUGACAAGCCAUUCAGCUGUGACUUGUGCAUUCAGAAAUUCGCCCGACGUGACACCCUGCUCUGUCAUAGACGAACACAUUCUGGUGAGAAACCGUUCGUGUGUCAGUUUUGCGGGAAAAGGUUUGCACGCACAGACAAGCUGCACCGUCACAAGCGUACCCAUCUUCGAGGUAAUCCCACCACAACACCUGGCUCUCAUUAUAAUCAGAAUACAGCAUCUAACUUAAGUGCUGGUAACAACCUGCAUUGCAACAACAGCAGCUGCAACAGUAGCAACUGCAGCCUUAGUGCUAUGCAAGGUCCUUGCAAUGACAACUGCCUAAAUUACAACAAUAGCUCAGGUGCAAAUACACCAUGUACGAGUGCACUCUGUAAUAGCUCAAUGGGUUGCACCUACCACUGUAAUGGUAGUGGAUGCAAUCAGGUAAUUCCUGCAAAUGUGCAGUGCAAUGUAUCAGGGUGCAAUGGAAUUUCAUGUAACAGUAACAUUUCCAACAGUGUGCCAUGCUGCCCAAACAUGAUCAACACAAGCGGUUCUUGUGGAAACAGCAACAUGUGCCUCACUUCCAACAGCCCCCAGUGCCAUGACAGAAGUUCUGCCUCUGCCAGCACAGACACUACCACUGCCUCUUCUGUGGCACCCACCUCUCUUCCUGCUGCUUCAGGUUGUGGUGGUCAGACCGUCGUGCUUUCCCACCAUUCAUCACAGCCUACAGCUGUAAUGACAACUUCAGCAGCACCAAUGUUCACGACCAACUCCAACAACAACCUCACCAGCACAGGAACACUACAGAAACCUGAUCGGUUCCAAGCCAAUUCAAGCAACCAAAUAUGGCAGAUAUUCUACUGAAUAGAGAACCAAUUCAAAUGUGGCAACUGAACACUUUCAACCUCAUCAGAUAUCAGAUUGGCUAUUCUUCACCUAUUACUUGAUGCAUCAGAUACACUUCCUGUUUUGUUUUCAACUGUUGGAAUAUGGUUUGUGAGCACUGCAUGUUCCAGUGUCUCAAAGGUUUUCAGAUACUGGGGACUGGCAGCAGUGCUACACACCUAUUUGCAUUUUCUGUUUCUAUGCAAAUUGGUUCAAAAAUCACAUGGACACACGUGAAUAUACACAUGAGUGUGUGUGCGUAUGUUUAUAUAUACAUAUAUAUAUGUCUGUGUGUAUAUGUAUGUAUGUAUGUGUAUGUACAUAUA